Molecule: messenger RNA, 1530 nt
Organism: Diceros bicornis minor
Lineage: Eukaryota; Metazoa; Chordata; Mammalia; Perissodactyla; Rhinocerotidae
Gene: PPP1R2
Product: protein phosphatase 1 regulatory inhibitor subunit 2
Exons: 6
Coding region: 284-904 (206 amino acids)
Biological process (GO): regulation of signal transduction
Molecular function (GO): protein phosphatase inhibitor activity
Source: RefSeq, a predicted model, not a curated record
GCGCUAGGCCGGCUUCUCUCCGCGCCGCGCAGAUAAAGUGCCGGUGGCCAAGUGCUUGCGAAGGGCUGCCAGCCGCGCGGCGUCCGCCACACGCCAGAGCGUCGGGGUCAUUGUGUCGUGACAGCGACGCCGCUACCGUCUCCGCGACAGCAGGUGCGGCCGCUUUAGCCCCAAGCGGGCGCGGCGGCUGCCUGGCGAGUCUCUGCUCGCACCCAGCCCUUUCCUUCCUGGAGUCGGCAGGCGCCAAACAGCGACGCUGAGCCGACCGCCGGAGCGGCGGGCAAUGGCGGCCUCGACGGCCUCGCACCGGCCCAUCAAGGGGAUCCUGAAGAACAAGAGCUCCACGACUUCCUCUGUGGUGGCCUCGGCCGAACAGCCCGGCAGGAGCGUGGACGAAGAGCUGAGUAAAAAAUCCCAGAAGUGGGAUGAAAUGAACAUCCUGGCGACAUAUCAUCCAGCAGACAAAGACUAUGGUUUAAUGAAAAUAGAUGAACCUAGCACUCCUUACCAUAGUAUGGUAGGUGAUGAUGAAGAUGCAUUGAGUGAUUCAGAAACCACUGAAGCCCUGACCCCGGAUAUCUUAGCUAAAAAAUUAGCUGCUGCUGAAGGCUCGGAGCCAAAGUAUCGAGUUCAUGAACAAGAAAGCAGUGGAGAUGAGGAUAGUGACCUCUCACCUGAAGAACGAGAAAAAAGGCGACAGUUUGAAAUGAAAAGGAAGCUUCACUACAAUGAAGGACUGAAUAUUAAGUUAGCUAGACAAUUAAUUUCAAAAGACCUACAUGAUGAUGAUGAGGAAGAUGAAGAAAUGUCAGAGGCUGCAGCUGGAGAAAGCAUGAAUGUGGAAGCAUCAAAUGAAGGAUCUACUACAACUGACCAACUGCAAGAUACAUCACAGAGUUCAUAGAAGAGAUUUGUCCAACACUGUAAUUGUUUGUCAAAUACAAACCCUUGUACUAUGAUAUACUGCUUCUUGUUCUCUACAAUUCAUGACUUAAGUACCAAAUGCAUACCAGUUAUUAUAUAUUGCCAAGAAUUAAGUAACUUUAGAGACUAAUUAGACUGAAAAUUCUUAAUUGAUACAUAUAUUCUCGUGCCUAGUACUUCACCACAAGUACAGCAUAAUGCCAUCAGUCCAGAACUGCAUCUUUUGUAAGAACACUGGUUAAUUUGUAUAUUAUAUAGCUUUUUAUGCUUUAGAAGUUAAACAGUAUCUUUUGGGGAGGGGAUCUAAUUUAUUUUAUUCACUCUAGAUAUGAUGGCUCUUAUAAAAAGUUUUUUUUUUUAAUCAAAAUCCAAUUGGAACAAUAGACUAUAGACUGAUAAAUAUUCAGUCUGAAAAGUAUUUUAACACGUGUCUUCAGCUUGAUUUGUCUGUUUAAUUGAAAAGGAUUAUAAGAGUUACUGUAGCAUUUUCUGGCCUACUACCUUUAAAAUUCCUGUUGAGUUUCUUUACGUUUACAAGGAAAGGAUUGAACUUUUUCUCAUCAUACCUAGUUUUUUUCACAAAUAAACUAUCAGGUUAAACUUGCA